Ostrea edulis (European flat oyster) is the source of this 4368-nucleotide messenger RNA. RefSeq lists its product as uncharacterized. The transcript is spliced from 2 exons. The coding region runs from base 341 to 2386 and encodes 681 amino acids. Lineage: Eukaryota; Metazoa; Mollusca; Bivalvia; Ostreida; Ostreidae. The record is from RefSeq and is a predicted model, not a curated record.
UAUAAAUCUACGUUCAAUAAUGGUACCUGCUUAAUGUAUUGAUUUGGCGACGUCUGUUUGAUGUUCUGUUUCUAUCAUACAUUUGAUUAAAUAGAAAUGGCAUUUUGUAUAUAUCGUGCUAGUGCUGGAUUAUAGAGGAGCUUUUGCAGAGAUAGCGAGCUUAUUGUCCAGCAUUCAAUGAUGUCCCGAGGUUUGUGAAGGAGCUUUAACAUUUUCUGAAUGUAGAUAGACUAUAUGCAAGACGUUUCAUUGAGUAUUUCCGUACAGGAGACAGUUUUGUAAAAUAAUUGGUAUUCUCUAAAGGCGAUAAGAUCUGACAGGUGCUGAUUAAUGCAACAAUAUGUCCACAUCUAGAAAAUCGCUACUCGGCAUCUCAAACAGAACACGGCUUUCAUCCAUGAAUGGGGAUUUCAUAUAUAUGUUGAAAGAUUUACGAAAAUCCGAAACAGCAAAUAACGUAAUACACAACAACCGACUUUUUAAAGUAAACAGCGACAGAGAAAUUGACAAAAUGCAAAAGGAACACAUGCUUCAAAUUUCUAGUAUCAAGAAAAGCCAGGAAGCCAUUUACAAAACUUUAGUGCGGGUAAAUAGAGACAAAAUAAAAACAACAAAGGAACGAGUCUCCAACACGCAGGAGGAUUUACGUACACGAACCCAAAAGCUUCGGCUUAAAUUGCUAGUCAGAAAGGUCAUUGAAAAGUUCAGGGAAAAUGUCCAAGAGAAAAAGUUACGUAGGUAUGUGCUUUCAGACCAGUCUGAUGGGAACCAAAUUAAAGUGAAAAUUUGUUCCGUAUUGUCCAGCAGACAGGAGACCGACGCGUCAAGAGAAGACAACAACGAAGGAAAAUCGUUUGUCCACGAAAACACAGCUGAUACUCUGAAUUCUUUGGUUACAUUGACCAACAGCAAGCCAAUGGUGGGACAGUUAAGCAGACCGACUUCUCGGUCCUCUUUUGAGGACGCCAUUACGGCAGAAUAUCUGGACAGAGACAACGAGGCCUACAACGAUGAUUGCAAUGACCAGACGUCUGUGAUUAACGAAGGAGGAAUUACAAUUAAAGAAAUAGAAUUGCCCAACAGCAAACCAACAACUCCUCCAAAACGCACGAUAGUUGUUACACUUCCAAAUCUAUCGUCUGAUAACACAAUGAAAAAGAAGAAAAAGGAGUCUACUAGAGCUUUCGUAGGUACAUCUAUGAAAUAUAGAGACAUGUACAACUGUUCGAAGUGUGAAAUCAAAGAAAUGGAGACCAAUGGGAAAAAGACACCAAACAGAGUAAGAAGUGGUAGAUCAUCAUCCAGUGGAGGGAGUUACAAAAUGGACGAAAAUAACUCUAGAUUGAACAGACUAAACGACUUACCUUCACUAAAAGUAACUCUUGAUCAAAUUAAUGCCGGAACAUGUUCUGCCGUCUUCCAGAACACAAACAAUUUGUUGAACAAAGUUGAACACUUUCUAAACACUUCCAUUAAAGAGAGAAAUAAAGAUCCUUCUAAAUUACAAGAAGCAAGGAGAGAAGAAGCGGAGAAAGUAAAACAUCGAAAGAUAACUCUAAGAAAUCACCUAAUUGACACAUCUGGAAAAUCAUCAGGGCGCAGCAUACCUAUGGUUAGAGCAGAAGACCCAGAAACUGAAAAGCUUUCAGUGAUUGGACUGAAUCCAAAGAACAAUGAUAAUGCGGAGGGCAGAGUGUCCUCCAUGUCUGUCACUUCUGGACAAAGUUCGGCAUCUUUGUCAAAAAGAAUGAGUGUGCAGUGUGUCAAUCGAAGACGAGCGAAAGCAAACCAAGAGAGGUUUCCUAAACUUCAGGAGAGUGUGAAUGAAUCAAAAGAAGGGCAUCAUGGACAGGAUCAUCCUAUCGUAUUUCUGGAUACUAAAAUAGAACAAUCUGUAAAGUUAGAGAGGAAGACUCAGAAGAAGUUAAUUAAGUCAGAACGGGCUGUAAAAGGGUUACAAAAGGAGAAGAUGAACGCAUUCAUCAAUAAUUUACCAAAAGAAGUGGAAGAGAAACAUGCGCCACACCCUUUACCCCCAAAACCAGAAUUUAGGAAACAGCCAGAGGCCACUCCAAUCACUACUACCACUACGGAAAAUAAAGAAACGGAGGUCAAAAAACCGUCCAAUAUGUCCGAUUUCGUAUACAGGGUCUUUUUAAGACAAAAUCAAUUUUCCAAACUCCCAACGUAUAUGGACCCCAACUCCAUGGAGGCUGUACGUCACUGUCGGUAUUUACGUCACUACAAGAAUAUGAACCCGGCUGAAAAGAUGGCAGCUCGCUGUGCUAUAGCUAGAAGCUCCUGCUAUCGAUCCAAACCCUUUUCUGUAAAGGAAGAAUUUCGAGCAAUGAAUCGUGUAGGGCUUGUGCCAUCUUCUGCUUAUUGAGCUCCAAAUAGUUUUAGUGAAUAAUGACUACACACAACUACUGUCAGAAUUUUGAACUUCAGUCAAACAAUUCUUUUCUACCCAUCAUUCACAAAAUACGUAUAUCUUUAAAUAAUAAGCAUCUUUAGUUUGAUACUUAAAUAUUUCAUGGAAUUUCAUCAAAUUAAGAAAUAUAUUUACAUACAUGUACAAAGCGCUCUUCUUAUUUUGAGAUCAAUAUACUUGAGAUUUCAAUUCGCAGUUUAUUUACUUUCUUUUUUACAAAGUCAAGUAUAUAAAGAUAUUCAAAAUAAGAAAUUGGGCAUUGCCGUUUGAAUCCACGCAUUUUUGUAUACUUUAUUGAUUGUUAGUUACGUUAUAUACAGACCAUCGUUUGUUACAAUGGUUCACAUCGUUGAUUAUUUAGUAACACUCGUCUUUUCGCUUUUAUUCUAAAGUAUACACUGUAUUGCGUGAGGUCAAAUACCUAUUUUUACGAAUUUUUCCUUAUAUGUAUCGUAUCAUUCGUUAACAGUUCUAAUGUUUUUAAUUCUUUAAAAAAGUGUACAUGUACCUACAAGUAUUGUAGAUGAAAGAUUAUUUACUAUAGCUCGUAGCAUCCUUAAUUUCCUAGUCAUUUAUGUUACAUGUACCAAACAAUUAAUAAAACUAUUUGUUUUGUUCUAGAUUCUGUAAACAACGAGAUCUUCUGUUUAUUCUGUGUGUUUUUGUAUACUAUAUAUUUAUCUAUUACGUAUCUAUCGUUUGUUACUAUCGUUGUUAUUGUCGGCUAGUUGGUGACAUUCGUCUUUUCGAGUUUUACUUUUAAAAAUGUGUACAUUGUAUUUGCAUGUGGUCAAAUUAAACUCACACAAAAUUGCUUUGCACGUACAGUAUCAUUCGUUAAACUCCUGUAAUAUUUUUAUUCAUUUUUGUUUCAUUUUCAGAGACGCACGAAUGCUUACGAAUUUCCUAGUCAUGUAUGUAAUCAAAGAUUUGGUAUUUGAUUGAUUCUGUAAACACAGAGAGCGUCUGUUCACUUCUAAGGUACAUUUUAUAGGUGUAUAAUAUACUAAUAUACCUCUAUCGUUCCUUUGUAUGGCAUUUUGUUUAAAUCUCCGUGUUUGACAUUUACAAAUAACCACAAUUAUGAAAAGAAAACAUGCACAUAGACUUUUGUCCAGAUACAGAAAUACAAAUAGCAACUGCUACAAUAUACAUGUAUACUGUGCGUUUAUUUUAUAACAAUAAGUAUACUAAGGGCCACAUGUUCUUAUGAUUCAAAUAAAGACAAAAAGCGGCUUUUGUCUCUUGAGAGAGUGUGAUUCGUGAUAACUUCUACCGUUUCCCGUCAUAAUUCCUUUUACACUAAAGGAAAUUCAUUCUUGAAUGGGCUUAGUAACUAAUGUGUGAAAUGUAAUUCUGCAAUGGCAAGAUGAAUGAAGCGAUCAUGUACUAGUAUUUCUUAAAUGUAAUAUAAAAAGAAUUAAAUCUUCACCUUUCAUCAGGGAAGUCUUGUACAUUUCGCCGAAAUCAUUGAUGUUUAAAACUUUUACUCGGGUAAAAUGUUUUACAAUCUGUUGUUUUACACCGACAAUUUACCAUAUAAAGACACCAUCUCCUGGAUGUAAGGAAACGUUUCACUUCGAUCAUAGGGUACAACGCUAGAGGCAGACGACUUGUUUUCUUUAGUUCUUUUCUUCAUGAAAAAUAAUGUCCUUUUCUAAAUGGCUGGGUUUGUUGUCAACGUCAAAAGAAAUAAUUUAAACGAAUUUAAGAGAGCCUUUACAUUUGUAUGAAUAAAUAAUACCUGUAAAAUGACUUGUAAAUGACAAAUAAUGCUUUUACCUGUUAAUUAUUAGUAUUGCUGCUCUCUCUCUCUCUCUCUCUCUCUCUCUCUCUCUCUCUCUCUCUCUCUCUCCUUUUUAAAAGAGAAAGUAUCAUAUUCAUUCAUUGUUUAACUUAGUCAAAGUUUGUAGAAUACUUGCACAUUAAACAAGAAA